GAAUUAAUCAAACACAUGAUUGGACAUUUACAGAAACACUAGUGACAAAUUUAGGCCAAGGGUCAAAGCUUUAGAGGAAUUAAAAACAUCCGGAGGGAAAAAAAUGUAUUGAUUAUAAAGCAUGAUGUUUCAUAGAUUGGAUUAGAAAAGAAGUGUAUAGACACCGUCUAUUAUCAUCAAAAUCUCAUUUGUGCGAGAUGCUUUCUUACGGAAGGGUUUGCUCUACCGGAAAUGCCGUAAUACGCUUUCCAGCAGAUGUCGUAAUUUUACGGCACAAUCGUUAGUAUACAGAUAGCUCUGUCGUAUAGACUCUCUAAGCAUCCUAGGAGAGAUGAUAACCGCCAUCGAAUUGUUUAUUAAACCACUGAUAAGAGAAUGCCAGAAAAGGAUUGCGUCAUUUGAAUUCAACUUCACAGGUGGCGUAUAUUGUAAUGGAACCGUUGAUGAUUUUGGGGGUUGCUUCAAUGUUACAAAGGCAGGACAGACGGAAAAGAUACAAUGUCCAUUUUUCUUCAACAAGAAAGGUUUUGUAUAUAAAACGUGUUCAGCGAAUGGAGAAUGGAUGAAAACUAACUAUCAGAAUUGUAGAAAUCUAAAUUUUGAAGAAGACGAAGCUAUGGCUCCUGUUUAUGUCUUUAUCGGAGGAUAUGCUGUAUCCAUCAUUCUCUUAACACUAUCACUCUUCAUUUUCUAUUAUUUCCCUCAGCUACAGUGUGGACGAGUGACCAUCCAUAAAAACCUCUUUCUGUCCUACAUCUUAACUGGAAUCACGUGGAUUCUCUAUUUCGUUGUGGUCACAUUUGACGGAGAUGUGCUUCUAAGAAAUCCGGCUUGGUGCCAAUUACUUCAUGUAAUUACGAACUUUUGUAUGGUAUGUAAUUACUUCUGGAUGUUUUGUGAAGGUUUCUAUCUUCACACCAUCCUACUAAGAGUAUUUGGUACCGGAAGGAGGCUAAUUGUCAUGUGUCACGUGACCGGAUGGGUAUUUCCAAUCAUACCCACUGCAAUUUAUGCCACGAUACGAAGUUCGGAUCCAUCAAAAAGUAUAAAGUGUUGGAACCCGUAUAGUGAUUACCUAUGGAUAAUAUAUGGACCCAUUAUCGGAUCACUUCUGUUAAAUGCAUUUUUUCUAAUCAACAUUGUUCGGUUGCUAAUGACAAAACUGAAAAGAGUUCCAGAGGCUGCUCAAACAAAGAAAGCAGCCAAAGCUACAUUGGUUUUAAUACCGUUACUCGGUCUUCACAAUCUUCUUUUACCUGUUCGACCAGAUGAUGGUUCUUCAAUGGCGGAAGUGUAUACUUUCCUAAUUGCAAUUUCUUUGUCUCUUCAGGGAUCUUUUGUUGCGGUUAUCUUCUGUUUGUUUAAUGCUGAGGUUACAACGGUAUUAAAGAGGAAAUGGCAGCAGCACAUGUUAAUGAGAGGAACAACCUGUAUUAAAAUAGGAAGUACUCACAUCACUUCCUACUCUAUGACGGAGAAUGGACAGGCGGACGUCAUCACCGAUAAUAUGACGGAGGAAUCCAGAAAGAAUCGCCCUGUGAAUGUUUAAACACUGGCCGCCAUGAAAUGAUUGGUUAUUAUGAAAAUCUGUGUGUGAAA
Molecule: messenger RNA, 1599 nt
Organism: Saccostrea cuccullata (small rock oyster)
Lineage: Eukaryota; Metazoa; Mollusca; Bivalvia; Ostreida; Ostreidae
Product: calcitonin gene-related peptide type 1 receptor-like
Exons: 13
Coding region: 332-1549 (405 amino acids)
Biological process (GO): cell surface receptor signaling pathway; adenylate cyclase-modulating G protein-coupled receptor signaling pathway
Cellular component (GO): plasma membrane
Molecular function (GO): G protein-coupled peptide receptor activity
Source: RefSeq, a predicted model, not a curated record